Messenger RNA from Mizuhopecten yessoensis (Yesso scallop), 4380 nucleotides. Its product is annotated as multiple epidermal growth factor-like domains protein 6. Gene Ontology annotation, molecular function: ATP binding; protein tyrosine kinase activity. Gene Ontology annotation, biological process: protein phosphorylation. Lineage: Eukaryota; Metazoa; Mollusca; Bivalvia; Pectinida; Pectinidae. The coding region runs from base 20 to 3361 and encodes 1113 amino acids. The record is from RefSeq and is a predicted model, not a curated record. The transcript has 12 exons.
CAGAGCUUUAUGAAAAACAAUGAAAGCAUUACAAGGACACCCGUAUACGUUUCCAAAACUGUUUUUGUUUGUUCUACUGAUGCUAAUUGUGACAUCUAAUGGCGAAGAAUCUCAUUGUAGUGAGAACUGCCGCUAUGGUGAGGAAUUUUGCCGAGAAGAAACCUCGCACUGCCUGUAUGGUUGUGAUGAUGGUUUCCUUGGAGAAGCUUGUGGUCAGGUGUGCUCAAUCUUAUACUGUAAGGCCUGCAUGUACAACAACUCAAAGGAAAUCUGUACAAGAUGUAAGGACGGACAUUAUGGCCCAGACUGCUUACAGCAGUGUAGUGACACAUGUAAGAACAAGAAAUGUGACAGAUAUGGAAGGUGUAUUUUCGGUUGUAAAGAAAAUCAUCAUGGUGAAAAAUGUGAGCAUCAGAAAUGUUCAUUUGUUGACUGCUUAUCUUGUGCAUAUACCCAGUAUGAAUCUUAUUGUUCUGAAUGUGUAAAGGGGAAAUACUGGAACCCUUAUAUCAAUAACUGUACCAAUUGUAGUGACCAUUGCAUAGGCGGACAACUAGCCUGUAACUCGUCCAACGGGAUUUGCAAUCAUGGCUGUGAACCCAGGUGGUUUGGUUACCUGUGUGACAAGUACUGCCCUGUAGACAACUGUACCCAAUGUAGAGAAGUGUUCCAUGGAACACAGAAAGUCAAGGAAUGCCAAGUGUGUAAUGACGGAUAUUUCACCUCCCAUGGAAUGUGUGAGAAAUGUAGUGAUACCUGCCUCGACAGUACAUCCUGUGAUGGCCAGAAUGGAAAAUGUGUUUCUGGGUGUAAAGAGGGCUGGUAUGGAGAUAGAUGCAACAAGAUGUGUCGUAUCUCAAAUUGUAGGAAAUGUGAAGACUUUAAUCAGAAUCACAUUUAUUGUGAGAUUUGUGAAAACGGAUUUUAUUGGAGUUCAAAAGAUUCGAAUUGUUCUCACUGCCCACCCAAUUGUACAAAUGGAUGUAACAUUUCAGAUGGCUCCUGUAUUGGUGGCUGUAAGAACGGCUACUAUGGUAACCAGUGUGAUACCAUGUGUGGUCAUUGUGCAAAUAUUCCAUGUAAUGAAACAAAUGGGUAUUGUCUACAGGGCUGUCAGAAAGGAUGGUACGGAACGUGGUGUAUGUCCAGUUGUCCAAUCCAUUGUCGCAGCUGUGUCGAUUUUAAAAACAAUACAUGUGGUGCUUGUGAACCAGGUUGGUAUGGACCACGGUGUGAAUUGAAAUGUAGUGAAUUUUGCAAAAGAAAUUCCUACAGUAACUUUCUUUACUGUGACAAGGACACUGGAGAGUGUUCGGAUGGAUGUCCUCCUAGUUACCGCGGAGCGUUCUGUAACAUUACAUGCCAUGAUAAUUGUUAUAAUGACAUCUGUGACCUGACAGGAAACUGUUCCUAUGGAUGUAAACGUAAUUAUUAUGGUACAGAUUGUAAUAAACGAUGCUCACAGAACUGUGACAUGUGCCAUCAAGGAGAUGGUAAAUGUUCUGUACCAUGCCGACAAGGAUACUAUGGCGAAUACUGUACCAACAAAUGCAGCGACUCUUGUCUAUUUCAAACUUGCGAUGAACAAGGAACUUGUGUAUCUGGUUGUGAAGCUGGUUUCUAUGGGAGCAGCUGUCAGAAAGUUUGCAAUUCCAACUGUAUGGAUCAGACAUGUCACCGUUUCACAGGGUACUGUACUCAAGGUUGUGGGCCUGGCUACUACGGGAACCAGUGUGAUGUGGAGUGUAGCCCCAAGUGUCUGAAGAACUGUACGCGUGACCUGGGCUUCUGUCUCGGCUGUAAGAAGGGUUUCUAUGGCAACAGGUGUGAAGAGGUGUGCCAGUACUGUUACAAUGACACAUGUGCUCAAGGAACUGGAGUGUGUACCCAAGGCUGUGAAGUGGGUCGCACCGGACAACAAUGUGCCAGCAGUUGCCAGAAAGGACGUUUUGGUCGUGACUGUAAGUUAUCGUGUAGUAACUGUAAGGACAACACUCUGUGCGGCGCCAUUAAUGGCACAUGUCUGCUGGGGUGUAUCGAUGGCUGGACAAACUACAACUGUCAACGCAAGUCGCUGAGGAUUGUGCAUUACACACAGGAACCGGACAGUGAGCGAAGCACUAUUGCUAUCUCGACCAGCGCCACAGUCGGUGUACUGCUAACAAUCAUUGUCAUUGUGGUGGGCGCGGUGUGUCACCGACGUGGCAGGUGUCCCGGAGCUUGUGCUCUGAAGAAAAAGAGUGAGAGUGAUCUUCAAGGUGACCGUCAAAACUACCAGGCAUCUUUAAGGAAGACUUCUGUAGAAGGAAGUGACCUACUCAUGUCCAGUCCCCCUUCAGCCAGAGUGGGUAAUCUGACCAUUGAUCCUGCUGACCUCCAGCUUGAGACAACAGAGAUGAAAGGACUGUUCUACAUGGUCAAAAUUGGCAGACUUCAACACACACAGUCACAAUCCACUGUGAUGGUCAAGCUUUUGUGUAAAGCUACCCAGAGAAGACUCCAGUCUGAUUUCCUUCAUGAAGUUGAGGUGGUUCGCACCCUAGAUCUCCACAGAAACAUCCUCUCCUACAUAGGUUUAUGUGAAAAUGAAAGAUUCAUACACAGUGUGUUUGAAGCUUGUGGAUGUGGAGACCUGAAGAAAUACUUGACCAAUUUGAAGCGGUCAUCAAGUGACCCGUCCUCCAACACUGUCCAGCUAUGCUACAUGGAACUGAUUAAAUUUGUGGUGGAUAUUUUACAUGCUCUUGUAUUUCUUCACAACAAUAAGAUUAUACACCGUCUUGUUGGCGCCCAGAAUAUUUACCUCGACAAUGACUACACAGCUAAACUUGCCAACUUCCACUUUGCCAUCAAGACCAGAGAUGCAGUUAGAGAAAAUGGAACGAUCCGUGCCAGAAAGUUGCCCCAGAGAUAUGCAGCCUGGAUGCCACCCGAAGCUCGAGGGGAAGAUACAUAUUCACAUUACACAGACAUGUGGGGAAUAGGUGUGUUGCUAUGGGAAGUGGUUACUCUUGGUAGCAGCACACAUUUACAGGGCACCCCAGGACUAGGUAGCCCCCCGGCCACUCCUGGGGACCAUACAGCUCCUGGGACAAGUCCUAAUAAUCAUAGCACCCCUGGGGCUAGUACUGUUGAUCCAAGAGGCUCCAGGCCCGGCCGGCCCUUGAUGGCCCCCAUUGGCUACCUCACAAUUCCAAUCGACUGCGACAGAUUUCUGUGCCAGUGUAUGGAGCAGUGCUGGAACCCCAUCCCCGAAAACAGACCCACAUUCACUCCAAUGGUCCGCAAAUUGUCAGCCUCUCUCACGCGCAGAUGGCCAGGAAAUGGGGAAGUGCUUAUGUCAGUAAGUACCUUAGUAUGAUGUUGGAUGUCUGGAUCAAACAAGAUUAGAGCUGACAGUUUAACUGGCAGUAAAUCUGCAUCAGCUGAUCACGGAGUAUAGUAAUACAUGUAGUCUGACACAUACAGGGAAAUAACAUGUGGAAUCUAUAAGCAAUAUUUGACAUAAACGUCAAAAACAUUAUAAUGUCUUUAAUUUAGUAGAAAGGAUUAAGGUUGUAAAGAGUCAAUUUUGUUUCCUUUUUGCCUGAUAUUUUAAGGUUUAAACUAGCUUCAGUUCCAUUGUAGAAAUCAUUUUGCUGUGAAUAUAGCAAAAGAACAUAUGUUUGAAUUAUUUAUGACCAUAAUGGUCUUCACAAUCAUUUUCAUUUUUCUUUUGUUACCUGAUGCAGAGCUAAUUACCAGUAAGAUAGAUAGUAUAGUAUCAAGUAACAACUAUAGAAUAAACUAACUUACCACAUUCCCAAAUUUCUUUUCAUUCAAAGAAUUUGAGUUUAUUUAAAGUAAUUCAGAAUUGUACCCUUUCUUUUUUAAUUAAAAAUUAAGAUUUUGUUAUUUAUUUGUUUCCUGAUUCAUUUGGUAUGAGUUUGAAAAUGCUUAAAGAAGAACAGCAUUGACCAACUGACCAAUGUUCUCUGCCAUUAUUAUCGUCCAGUACAUUUACACCCUAACUUUUACAUGAGUUGUGAUAGGUUGUGAACAUUAUCUAUUUAUACAUGUCUGAGGUGUCAUUAUUUCACACCGUAGAGUAACAUGAACAUUUAAGUACAAAAUAUUCCCAACAAUUCCAGAAAAAAGUGGUUUUAUUCUGGAAGGAUGAAUUUGAAAAGAUUUGGAAUAAUUUGUACUGGAGUAUAUUAUUGUACAAUAUAGCUGGCUAUACUAUUGUAUACUUCUGUGUUAGAUGUGUUGUAGAAUUUAACCAUACUAUUAGUUUUUAGAGAAGUAACCAAUCUGUUAGUUUUUAGACUUUAUAAUUGAACAUUUGUACUUGUAUCAUUAUUUAGAAAAAAAGGUAAAUCAUUUCUGUUUUGAGUGUAA